CGCUGCGUUGCGCAUUUCCGUCGCCAUAACGUCACUUCUGGACGUCAAUAUGCGGCUCGGUGCGGCGCUGGGAAACAGCCGCUGAAAUGAUGGGAACUAAGUAACCAGCGAAGCCUUUCCUUCAGCGAAGAGCCUCCGCUGUUACCUCCAGGGAAACGCUACAACCGCGGCGAUAAAGAAAGAGCCCACGCAGACUGACGGCUCCCUGGGUGGUUAUCCCCCGAAGCGGCGGACCGCCUGCCUCAAGCAGCCAUCUUUUGUGAGAGAAUGUACGGGGCGACGCGGUGGGCCUGCUCGGGCUCCGGCUCCGGCCCCGGCCGGAGCUGGUUGAUGCUCACAACCGCGCUGCUGCUCUCGGCCGUCGUGCUGCUCUCCGGGCUGCCGGGUCUCACCGAGGCGAAGGAAUGCGACAAACCGUGUAUGAACGGACAGUGUAACACCGCUACGGGCAGCUGUGUGUGUUUCCCCGGCUGGGUCGGGGACCAAUGCCAGCACUGCGGAGGGCGAUUCAGGCUCACAGGACCGUCCGGUUACCUGACUGAUGGCCCAGGAAACUAUCAGUACAAAACCAAGUGCACCUGGCUUAUCGAGGGACAGCCAAACACCGUUCUGAGAUUACGAUUCAACCACUUUGCCACUGAAUGCAGCUGGGACCAUCUCUACGUUUACGACGGCGACUCCAUUUACGCGCCGCUGCUCGCUGCUUUCAGUGGGCUGAUUGUUCCGGAGCGAUACGGGAAUGAGACGGUUCCUGAGGUGGUGUCCCAGUCCGGCUACGCCCUGCUGCACUUCUUCAGUGAUGCAGCCUACAACCUGACAGGCUUCAAUAUUUCAUACAGGGUCAACACGUGUCCCAACAACUGCUCUGGCCGUGGCGAGUGCCGGGUGGGCAACUCCACCGCCUCCGUUUACUGCGAGUGUGAAGCCAACUGGAAGGGCGAAGCCUGCGACAUCCCAUACUGCCUGGAUGACUGCGGUUACCCUGAAAGGGGCCGCUGCCAGGGAAAGAGCUGCAUCUGCAAAGCCGGGUGGCAAGGUCUGGACUGCUCCGUCUCGGUUCCCGCCAACUCCUCGUUUUGGAGCCGCGAGGAGCACCUGGAGCCCGGCCUGGCCAGGGCGUCCCACAAGGCCGUGGUGGAGCAGGGCGUCAUGUGGGUCAUCGGAGGCUACGUCUUCAACACGUCCGACUACCACAUGGUCAAAGCUUACAACCUCAGCAGCAAGACCUGGCUGACCCUUGACCCCUCCGUCAACACGGUGACCCCUCGAUAUGGUCACUCACUGGCUCUGCACGAGGGGAAGAUCUACAUGUACGGCGGAAAGAUCGACUCAACCGGAAAUGUGUCGAGUCAGCUGUGGGUUUUCCACAUCCAGAACCAGACCUGGGUCCUCCUUACCCCCCGGCCCAAGGACCAGUACGCUGUGGUGGGACAUUCGGCCCACAUAGUGCCGCCCGCGCAAGAGUGGGACAGUCCUGUCAUGCUGGUCCUGUUUGGACACUGUCCUCUUUACGGUUACAUCAGCAAUGUGCAGGAGUACAACAUCGUGAAGAACACGUGGAGCGUGGUGAGUACAGACGGCGCGCUGGUCCAAGGCGGCUACGGCCACAGCAGCGUGUUUGACCCCAGCACCAGAGCCAUCUACAUCCACGGAGGCUACAAGGCCUUCAGUGCCAACAAGUACGGGCUGGCGGGAGACUUGUACAAGUUUGACGUGGACAAACGGAAAUGGACCAUUCUGAGAGACAGCGGCUUCUUCCGCUACCUUCACACGGCGGUCAUAGUGAGCGGCGCCAUGCUGGUGUUUGGAGGAAACACGCACAACGACACGUCUAUGAGCCACGGCGCCAAGUGCUUCUCCUCGGACUUCCUGGCCUACAGUUUGGCCUGCGACGAGUGGACGGUGCUGCCCCGACCGGACCUCCACCAUGAUGUGAACCGCUUCGGACACUCCGCCGUCUUCAGUGACAGCAUCAUGUACGUGUUCGGGGGCUUCAACAGCCUGCUGCUGAGCGACAUCCUGACGUACACCUCGCCCAGCUGCUCAGCCUUCACCAGCCCGUCGUCCUGCAGCCAGGCCUCGCCCGGGAUCCACUGCGUGUGGAACGGCAGCCUGGGGGCGUGCCUGCCAUGGGAGGGCAACAGCUCCAGCGCCGAGCCGCAGCAGCAGCUGCAGCAGCUCCCGGCCUCCUGCAACACCAGAUCAUAUGCCGAUAACGAGAGGUGUGAGCAGUACACAGACUGCUACAGCUGCACGGCCAACACAAACAGCUGCCAAUGGUGUUCGGGCCAGUGUGUGUCUCUGGGAAGUAACUGUACCGCUGCAACGGGAUCCAUAGCGGAGUACGAUGUUUGCCCCAAAGACAACCCCUCAUAUGUGUGCAAUAAGAAAACCAGCUGCAAGAGCUGCUCUGUGGACCAGAACUGCCAGUGGGACAAUCGCAACCAGGAGUGUAUCUCACUGCCAGAGAACGUGUGCGGCGAGACCUGGCACCUGGUGGGCAACUCCUGCCUGAAGUUCAACACGACCAGCGAGUCGUACGACAACGCCAAGCUGGCCUGCAGGAACCACAACGCCGUUUUGGCCUCCCUCACCACGCAGAAGAAGGUGGACUUUGUCCUGAAGGAGCUGCAGAUCAUGAACGUCAUGUACAAGACAACGAUGACUCCCUGGGUGGGGCUGAGGAAAAUCAAUGUGUCCUACUGGUGCUGGGAGGACAUGUCGCCCUUCACCAACACCACCCUGCAGUGGCUGCCCGGCGAGCCGAGCGACGCCGGGUUCUGCGGCUACCUGGCCGAACCGGCCUCCAGCGGGCUGAAAGCGCAGUCCUGCAUCAACCCAGUGAACGGCAGCCUGUGUGAGCGACCUGCGAACCACAGCGCCAAGCAGUGCAAGACCCCCUGUGCCAUGCGGACCACCUGCAGCGAGUGCACCAGCGGCACCUCGGAGUGCAUGUGGUGCAGCAACAUGAAGCAGUGCGUGGACUCCAACGCCUACGUGGCCUCCUUCCCGUUCGGCCAGUGCAUGGAGUGGUACACCAUGAGCAACUGUCCACCUGAAAACUGUUCCGGCUACAGAACAUGCGGCCAGUGUUUGGACCAGCCCGGUUGCGGCUGGUGCACGGACCCCAACAACACGGGGAAAGGCCAGUGCAUAGAGGGUUCCUACCGAGGGCCCUUCCAGACGUUGGUGCCGGCGCCAUCCACCCUGCCCGGUCUGCCCGCCAGCCCCCAGCCCUCCCUGAACUCCAGCAUGUGCCCCAGCGAAGCCAAGUAUAACUGGUCCUUCAUUCAUUGCCCAGCCUGUCAGUGUAAUGGCCACAGUCAGUGCGUCAAUGAGAGCGUGUGCGAAAAGUGCGAGGACCUGACAACCGGCCGACACUGCGAGAGCUGCAUCUCCGGUUUCUACGGCGAUCCGACCAACGGGGGCAGCUGCCAGCCCUGUAAGUGUAACGGCCAUGCCAGCAUGUGCAACCCCAGCAACGGGAAAUGCUUCUGCACCACCAAAGGCAUUAAAGGAGAUCGAUGCCACAUGUGUGAAGUGGAGAGCCGUUACCAAGGCAACCCCCUCAAAGGGACAUGCUACUACACGCUCCUCAUCGACUACCAGUUCACCUUCAGCCUGUCGCAGGAGGACGACCGCUACUACACCGCCAUCAACUUCGUGGCCACACCUGAGGAGCCAAACCGCGAUCUGGACGUGUUCAUAAAUGCCUCCAAGAACUUCAACCUGAACAUUACCUGGGCAACCAGCUUCACAGCAGGCACCCAGACCGGAGAGGAGAUUCCAAUCAUCUCCCGGUGUAACAUCAAGGAAUUCAAAGACAGUUUUUCCAACGAGAACUUUGAUUUCCGCAACAGUCCGAACAUAACGUUCUUCGUCUACGUCAGCAACUUCACGUGGCCCAUUAAGAUCCAAAUUGCUUUUUCCCAGCACAGCAACUUUAUGGACCUGGUGCAGUUCUUUGUCACGUUCUUCAGCUGCUUCCUGUCGCUGCUGCUGGUGGCCGCCGUGGUGUGGAAAAUCAAACAGAGCUGCUGGGCGUCACGACGACGAGAACAACUGCUGAGGGAGAUGCAGCAGAUGGCCAGUCGGCCUUUUGCCACCAUCAACGUGGCCUUGGAGGCGGACGAAGAGCCACCUGACCUGAUAGGAGGAAACGUUAAGUCCGUUCCAAAACCCAUCGCCCUUGAGCCUUGCUCUGGCAACAAAGCCGCCGUGCUCUCCAUCUUUGUACGGUUACCCAGAGGCUCCGGUGGCAUCCCUCCUCCAGGACAGUCUGGUCUGGCGGUGGCCAGCGCGCUGGUCGACGUCUCCCAGCAGAUGUGCGUGGGCUACAAGGAGAAGUCCGGGGGUCUGAGGAGCCGCAAGCAGCAGCCUUCUGCACAGCCGUCCACUUGCAUCUGAGCCUAUCGCCGCCCCUACACCCAACGCUCUUCAUCCCCCCGCCCCGCUCCCUCCUCCUCCUCGCUGCUCAGCCUCCCUCCUUCAGAGACUUCUGCCAGCUCCGCUCUGGCAGGGAGAGGUGCAUGCUGGGACGUAGUACUGGAACAUUUUGAUGAGAUCAGCAGGCCCCCCCCCCUUCACUCUCUCUGUCUCCUCGAACCAAAACUGACCGGGACAAAGAUGGAGGGGUGUUGUGGGGGUUUCGGGUGGGGGUGAGAGAGGACCAGAGGAGACGCUGACUCCGCCCCUUCCUCCACGUUUUACAUUUGUUGACAGGGCCUGGACGGAGUGGAGACGGCUGGCUGCUACAGCACAUCCUCAGUCUCGUAGUUUCUAAAAAAAAACAAACUCUAGAGACUCUGCAACCCAUGUUUUAAUUUAAAUUAUUAUUAUUUUUGUUAUUGUUGUUGUUCUGCUUUUUAUAAAUUUUAUUUCACUUUGAAUCGAAGGAACAAACUAGAAAACACUUAACUACACACUCCAAAAAAAAAAACCACAGCUUUCCCAGCGGCGUCGUUACCCAUCUGUAAGCAUUGAGUCGAGGCCGCUGACCGGUCGCCCCGGGCAACGUAACCACACGUCCAGCAGCCUUCCGGUUGCGACGACCCGCAAGUCGGAUGAUCCACCACGCGGCCAAAGUCUGACGUUUCCAUCCAGAACCGCCUUCCUGGAACCGGACCGGGCGGAGGAAAGGAGACGCUCCGUCUCAGCCUCCCCCGCCUGCCUCGGGUCGGCCCAGCAGAGGCCGCCAGUCUGCUUCCAACGUUUCACACGCGGCGUAACGAAUCACAUGCACAUCCAUCGGUAGUUUGUGGACAUGAGAAAAUGGCGUCUGAUAAAAAUGUUCUGGCUCUAACAAGCUAACUACAGCGGUUGAACAUGAUCAGACCAACAGUUCUGUCUCUCCAUUGUUCAAAUUAUUGAUCCUGAAUCCUAAAUGCGUUGCUAUGAAUUAGGAUUAGUUAGCUGGAAGGUAACGCACGGCUUCCUGUUGACGGACCAGGAUUUAUACGGUACCAGACCGAUUGGAGCUGAGUGGUCAUCAUGUCUUACUCUGAUUCUUUGUUGUUGUUUUUAUAUAUGUGCUGAGUGACUCAUUUCACCACAACAUUUUAUUUCAGAUUCUUUUCUCAGAAAGUCGUGACGAAAACGACCGUUGAUGUUUAGCUGCAGGGCGUGGCACGAAAUUCAAAAAAACAUUCAAUCUGUCAAUCAAAAACAUGAAGAUGCUGCUAUGACUAAAAAGGAAGAUGAACAAUAAAUAAACCAAUAAACACAUACGUAAAAAAUUUAAAUUCCUCAAUAAGAGACAACACUUAGCACAGCUAGGCGGCUGUAAAACUACCAACUAUUUCCCCCCCGACUAAAUUAAAAGAGAAAAAUAGCACUAAUAAAUGUUUAUGCCUACUUCUUUUUUUUUUUUUUUUUUUCAAAGAAUGGAAGAUGAGGGAAUCAAAGGAAUCAGUAAAACUUCUGCCGGUUGUAGCAAACAGCAGCGUAGUUAUUGGUGCACAUGUCCAUCUGGACACACCGGUCAGAGGCUUCAGGCCGAUUUCCAAUCUACGCUUGUUUUUGUGAAAUCUUUGAUUUGCAAGUUUAAGAUUUUCAGCCUUCCUGAAAUCUGCUGAAUUCGUCUCCCAUGUCAGAUUCACUCAUACAGCAGCUGUACCAAACACCAGCUAUUGGUUUGAAUUUCCAUACAGGCUAUUGCCUGUAUGGAAAGCACAAAACUGCUAAAUGAAACGUAGCUUUUGUUGCAGGAGCCUGAGUGAACAAACAGCCUUUAUGUCUGCUUUAUUUGAAAACGCCUUACUUUUACUUAAAAUAGACGAGUCUGAGUCUUUUUCCAACAAGCUAAUAAACUUGUGAUAUUCGCAAGCUAAUUUGCAAUUAGCUUGCGAAUAUGUAGCGAACAUUUGAAAUGUCGCAAAAAAGGAAAGGAAAAUGCAAAUUAGGCGUAUUCCAGCUACUGGUUAGGAGUGAAUCAACCAGCCUAUGCUAGCUCUGAUUUAAUCUGAUGAUGAUGCUAUUUACAACCGUCAUAAACGGGAAGUAGCGGCUGCUAGCUGGCACAGACCACACAUCUCAGAAAAAGAGGCAGCCUUCCCUCUUAGGUGAAGGUUCAGAUUUUAAAAUUCUUCCAGGUUUUGUGCUUCUGGUAAGGCCCAGCAGUGGAUGGGAAAGUUUAAUAUGUUAGAAUUUAUUCUGCAAAUCUGUUUCCAUCUCCUCUUUUAGCAUUAGCUCUUUUUCCGAAAACCCAUUCAUUGUGGGCUUUCCGACAAAUGCUAGCUUGAACGUUCCUCAGUUUUUUUGCGAAACCCAGAGAGGUUUUCCAAAUUUUGCCGUUUCCAUCCACCGUUUCUAGUGCGAUUAAGAAGCGGUAAUGGAAACACGGCCAGCAAAAACACAGAAGAGUUUGGUUGUUUUUUUUUAUUGUCACUGCUAAGUAGCGUUUCACGGAACCGGAAAGGACCUGAUUUUUAAACUUUUGACUGACCAGUCGCCCGUCCAGCUGGAUUCUGGUCCCGAGACAAUUUUUUUCUUGUAUCGCAUCUUUUUUAUUCUUCAUUUUUAACCUUCAGCUCCAUCGUCAUUCUCGGCUUCCUCCUGGACGGUCAUCUUUUCCGCAGUGUUUCUUGCCACAACACCUGCAGGGUUCUGGCAGAAGACAGAGACAUAAUUCAAUAGCAGAAAUCCCUACCGCCUCACAAGGUUAUUAACUUCCCGCCCUCUGAAAAGUGCCAUUAUGGAACAGUUUAAUAACCUGCGUUGUGCCCUAAAGAGCUUGUUGUGUUUGGUUGCGAGCUCUCCCAUGUGCUCGGCGCCGUAGAACUGCUCAGCGUCGAUCUGGUCGGUUAAAGGGCACACUUUUAGCGGCGGGAAAAGGUCAGAGCAGAAAGCAUGAACAAAGUUGACAUUCUGUAAUUACAAAACGCCCCACAACUCCACUCAGCAACUCCAGCAGUCACCGCAGCAUUAAGAAGUCAACACUACUUCUGCUGGUUUUGCUUUUUCUCUUUUCUUUUUUCCCCCCGCUCAACUCAUUUCCAUCGAAGCUAAUUUUUGUUUUUAUUUUUCUCUAGCGUUUAUCGCAACAUUAGGAAGUACUGCUUAAAUCUGCUGCUUCUGCUAACGCGUGGUGUUUCUAAAAGUUUCUCAGCAUCACUUGCACUCGCGCGCUCACCCCCACACACGCAAACACGAAUCAGACGUUAUGAAAUGCAUUUUACCGUUGGAUCUCUUUUUUUCCCACCAUCUUUAAUAUCAGAGUCUGCAAAGUCAUUCGAAAACGUCGCUGCUUUCUCGCUUUUCACAAACUGAUUUGCAAAUCAAAGAUUCUUCAUUUAUUACAAACUGGAAAAAUGAAAAACAUUCAGUAGUGUGUCCGGGAGCAGAUGGCGACCAGAAUAAAGAUAACCUGCGCAGUCCGGUUACCAUAACAAUGGUUGAUGUCCUGCUGACACCAAGAUGGCUGACCUCUGUGUUGCUCUCUCUGGCUUUUGCAGCUUUAGCAGGACUUUGAGUCCAACAGCAGCAGCGUUUCAUGUUUUAUUUACUAUUGAUGAGCUUCAGCACCUCGGUAACCGCCAUUAAAUUACAAGCCGCACUAAUGGGUUUGUUUUGUUUUUUUCUCGCAAACAUCACCUACUUUAUUUAUUGUGAGGUAAAACAGCUAAAAAGUGUCUCUUUUUUAACUCCUACAUGAUUGUACAACUAAAUGAAAUGUUCUCAGCAGUCUCAGGUUUUAGGAUCGUAUCAGAAGCGUCGUAUCAGAAGUAAUCCACUGAUUGGUUUUGGAGUCGCGUUCUCGACAUUGAUGAAACCCAGAAGCAUUAAAUAUGACCUCAGAUUUACCGUCAGCUGCUGUGUUCCCUCAGUGUUCGGAUGCAUUGCGAGAAAAUAGGGGAAUGUAAAUGAAAUAUUGCAAUUUCAGCACUUGUCUUGGACAUUUCACCUCCAACUCCUUGAUUCAGACCUGGAGAGUAGUGCUGGUUCUUAAAUUAGGAUUACUGAAGCAUUUUAACUGGCUAAUAUUAAUCACAGCAAAACAAGUCCAGUAGGCCCUUUUUUAUUGUUUUUGCCAAGUCAUGAAAAGUUUUUUUUAGUGUAACAUCAGGGAGCAGUUUCACCUCAACUCUUCCAUCUCAUUCAAGUCUGUUGGACUAUCAGAUUUCUUCCAUGUUUUCAAAAAAAUACUCAUUUUGGUUCAAUGCCAACAGGUACAGUGUUAAAUCAUUGAUGUUAACAACAAACAAAAAUAGAAACAAACACAGACCGUAGACGUUGAUUACUGGAGAUGCUCUUCUCAAAUGAUCAAUUUCCAGUUUCCGAUCCUUUGGCAGCUUUUCCCCAAUUUUGGGGGGAAAAGCUGACAAGUUUUUGGCAAUUUCAAUUUGUCUUUAAGAACUUAUUAGCAGGAAGGCUACAUCGAACUGGCAUCUUAAAUGUUUUCAGCAUCUUAAACGUUUUUAGCUUUAGGCUAGCAGUUAGCAUACCGAGCAUUGCUAAAGAAACGGAUAUUUGCCUUAGCGGUCACAUUUCUAAAAGGAUUCCAGGACGUCAAAGUCAGACUGAAAACAAACUGAAUUCUCAAAAAGAUUUUUAUUUUUAAAAAUAGUGUAACUUGGUUUUUCUCCACUCCACCUUCCUGUUAUCGGCUGAAAUUCUGUCUCUCUCACCCUAAGUGAGCCACAGACGUUUCUGGACAUGUCUUGCAUCACUGUGCUUCCUCUGACCUUAUGGUAAACGCCUCAUUGAUACUGAAAGCAGCCAACUUUGAAUUGUCUUCACUUUGACCUCAUCCACAGUUGUGUCAGACCAAUCUGUUUGUGCUUUUUUUGAAAAAAAAAUAUAUAUCUUUAUCAUUGAUCAGAAAAAAGUGAGAUUUUUGAGCCAACCAGCCACUAACCUGUUGGAGCAAAUCAAACCAAAAAAUUGUCCAGAUUCCCCCAACAGUCGAUUCUUUGGUGCGUCCCUACGGCACCUUCCAAAACAAGUUGAAUGUUAUUCUGUCAAUGUUCAGUCGACUGAAGGUUUCCACCAGUAAAUCAGUGGAUGGUAUUUAUUGUGGACCAGUUGUAGGACAAUGGCAUGCGUCUGUCCAGCUGGUAAAGCUUUUCUUUUCUUUUUUUUCUUUUUUAGCUUUUUUAGCUAUGUUGCUUUUAGAAUAAAACUGAAAACUGCACGUUGCUCUGUGUACCACAACGUGGACCCGGCCCGCAACGUCUUACCGACGGAUUUGUUUGAAAUAUUGCAUGGGGGAAUGGCACAGUGAGAGACUUUUUACAGCUACUUAAACAGAUUCCUCACACAAGUUCUCACCUUGCCGUGAUGUGCUGGCCGACGAGAGUUGUGAGUUUUUUUUCCUUUUUUUAUGAAUUAAUAUCACAGGAAGAUGUUUAACUUCAUUUUAUUUGUUUCCUUGCCAACUUGGACAUCAUCGGUUUAACAAAUCGGAUCUAAAGAGCACAAGAAAUCCCCUGGGAUCUGUAAGACUCGAGUCUCUUGACCUUCUCCUUCUGAGUAUCGCACAUCGAAGCUCAGCCCCGACCAAAAACAUGAACUUUACUGUUCGAGAUCUUCCCGAUGUCGCGUUAAAGGACUUCCCCCCGGUCCUAAAGUUCAGAUUUUCCACACGAUUACCUCCCACCACCAUUUGCAGCCACCCGAGUGUGAAGUGGCCCCCGAGCUGCUCUAAAUAUACACCCGGGUGGAUGGAGUGUGUGUGUGUGUGUGAGUUUGGGGGUGGGGGCACGUGUAGAAACCUUGUACGCUGUCACCUCGGUGUUUGCGUGAAGAAACGGGCAGCUUCCUCCAAUCGAUCUCACUUACCGAGCCUCAAACUCUCUGCCAGGUAACUCUCACUUCUACAUCGGCCUUACUUCCGCUCACUUGUCUCUUGCGUUAUUCCUCUUGAAGUGUACAGACAAAUAUUUAUAAAUCGUCAUGGAAAUAAUGUCUAAUUUUAACAGUACAAGUAGAUUUAUUUUUGUCAAACACUGGCAGCAUUAAUGCGUAUUUAAAAAGCUCCGAUGCACAGGUUUAAAGCAUCCCAUUAGGGUCAUUGUAAAAUCAGGCAUUACCUUCUUCUCUCUCUCUGUCUCUUUGUAUAGCGGCAUUAUAUAUAUUGAGAAAGUAGUUUGUUAAUAUGUAUAAUUUAGCAGUUGCUGUUCUUUAUUUGUAAAUAAUGAGAAAGUAUUGUGAAUGACUUUUCAUUGGGUUUUCAAUUCAUUUGAGGCAAGUUGCAUUCAGGCUUUUAAACGUGUGAUUACAGCACAUUAGCAUAUUUUGUAUGUCGGACAGCACUGUAUGGCAAACCAGCAUCACUAAAAAGCUGAUGAACAACAUGUAAAACCUGAGAAUGGCUUACUGACCUUGUAAUUACAGAUGUACAUAAAAUAAUGACAGAACAUUUUGUCUAUUAUUAAAUGUGAAAAUUUCA
Xiphophorus maculatus (southern platyfish) is the source of this 10888-nucleotide messenger RNA. It is a transcript of the gene atrn, whose product is annotated as attractin. Gene Ontology annotation, cellular component: Golgi apparatus. Gene Ontology annotation, molecular function: protein binding. The record is from RefSeq and is a predicted model, not a curated record. Lineage: Eukaryota; Metazoa; Chordata; Actinopteri; Cyprinodontiformes; Poeciliidae. Bases 268 to 4407 code for a protein of 1379 amino acids. The transcript is spliced from 29 exons.